CGAAGACGGAGAGCAACAAAGUAGAAAAAAAAACUGUUCUACUGUUCAAAGUUGUUCAAAAAUACAUAAUAUUAUAAAUAUUACACCGAAGUUCUGUAGACAUGACUGGUUUUUAGAUUACAAGAACAUGUACUUAUACGUACCUUUGUAAUAAUAGCGAUACUAAGAAAAUAAAAGUGAACUUUCCUGCAAAGUUACAAGAAAGAGGACUGCAACAUGUUUCUCUCUAAAUAUUUUAUUGUGAGAUCAAAUCUUUGGCGUAAUUACUUUAGGAAAGAAGCUUUCAGUAGUUGUUUAUUUACUUCAAUAAGAAACUACGCAGGUGCACCUUUUGGGACCAAACCAAGCUCCUGGAUACUUUGUUUUACUAAUUCAGAAUAUCAACAUCAUACAAAAAUCUCCUUUUCAUCAAAACAUAUAAAGUUUAACUCAAAUGAUUUAAGUCAAGGUGAAGAAAUAAGUAAAGAAUUAAUACAUAUAUCAAAGCUUUUUCCACAACCUAGAGUAACAUUGAAUGAACUCUCUGCUAAGACACCACAGAAAAUAUUUGAUAUUCACUAUAAGCAAAUAGCUGUCAAAACUAAAGGCACCAAAAAGAAAAUGGUACAGGGUGACUGGGUCUGUACUUAUGCAUUCAUAUGGCCUGAAAAAAAUAAAUUUGAAAGCACAGCUUUGUCAAAACGGCAGGCAGCCGAAAAAGCUGCCACAAUGGCACUCCACUGGCUAUACAUGAACAGACAUAUUGAUGGAAAAGGACUCCCCAUAUAUGACCAGAAUGUCUUAGAUGAUCUUCGUAGUUCAAUAAACAAGCCACUUGAAGCGAGUAUCAGUGAUAACUCUGUUGCAAGAAUUGAACGGAUCUGGAGUGAUUACAACACAGGGAUAAUGCCAAUAUAUGAAGAAACUUUUAAAGCAGCAACAAGGAAAUCAAACAUAAGUCUCAUGCUAGUCAAAGAUUCCAGUAUAGAUGAAGAUGAUUUUUCGGAAGACGAAGGCCCUUCAGAAGCCGGCGCGGACAUUUUCGAAGGCCAAUACAUCCAUCCCGUGUAUGGCAGGAACAUAAGCCCUCCAUCCCCACAAGCGGUAAAUCGACGCGAAUUGCUCCUUAAGAAACACUUCGAAAGCUACGACGAAGAUCUCACGCCGCUGCCUAUCGAUGAAUACACGUCUACAAUUACAUCAGCGAUAGACAACAACCGUGUCACAAUAAUCGUAGGCGCAGCAGGAUGUGGAAAGUCGACUCGCACGCCGGCAGCCAUCUUGAAGCACUGUGGCGCCAAUACUAGCGCUAUAGUAUCGGAACCCAGAAGAGUGGCCGCUAUUGGGCUCGCUCAGAGAGUAGCCAGCGAAUUGGGCGAUGAAGUAGGUGGUUUAGUAGGUUAUCAAGUGAGAUUACAAUCUAAAACGCCACGCCCACCGUGCGGUUCCGUACUUUACUGCACGUCUGGUGUGCUUCUUAGAAGGCUACAAACUAACCCAGGUCUAAUUGGGUGCAGCCACGUGAUAAUAGAUGAAGCACACGAAAGGGACAUCAAUACAGAUAUAACACUGCUGUUGUUAAAAAAAGCGUUAGAACUAAAUCCAGAACUUAAGAUAGUUAUAAUGAGUGCUACUCUAGACAUCGAUGUGUUUACAAGAUAUUUCCAAGAAUGUCCAGUUAUAGAAGUGCCCGGAAGAACUUUCCCAGUGGAAGUGUCACAUUUGGAGGAUAUCAUAGGAAAAUACAACUUAUCUCUCGGUAACACGGUCGACAAUUGUAACCGGGAGAGUGGUAGAUAUUUCGUUAAUUGUCAAGAGUUAUUCGAAGUGAUAAAAGCAAUUGAUUCCAAAGAACCAGAAGGCGCUAUACUAGUGUUCCUCCCGGGUUGGGCCGACAUCAAGACUACUAAACGACUGUUAGACGACCAUUAUGGUGACUCGAGUACACACAUGAUAUUGCCGGUUCAUUCCAGGUUAUCGACUGCGGAUCAAUCUAAAAUGUUCUCAAAACCUCCACCAGGAAUUCGCAAAAUAGUUCUAGCUACUAACGUAGCGGAGACCUCUAUAACUAUACCCGAUGUAGUCUAUGUCAUAGAUACAGGGCUGCAUAAAGAGAACAGAACUAAGGAAGGCACUGGUACAGCCAGUUUGGAAACAACAUGGAUAUCACUGGCGGCCGCUAAACAGAGGGCCGGACGUGCUGGAAGAGUUCAAUCCGGCCAUUGCUUCAGAUUGUACACAAAAGAGAAAGAAGCCGAAUUAGCUCCACAUUCUACGCCUGAAAUCCUGAGAGUGCCGUUAGAGCAGACCGUAUUGGAUUGUAAGACUUACGCGCGAGACGUUAUGGUCGAAGAUUUUCUGUCACAAUUGCCUGAACCGCCCAGCAAGAAAGCUAUAGAAUACGCUGUCAAUGAUCUAAUCGAUUUAGGUGCCCUUACACCAACCGAGCAUCUAACCCGUCUCGGCUCACUUAUAUCUUCUAUGUCUCUACCACCGCGCCUCGGAUACAGUUUAUUAUUAUCAGUGGCGGCUGGAAACAUACUAUCUACUGCUAAUGUUGUAACUCACUGCGCUGAAAACUUGGAAUUGUUCGCUGAAGCGGCUGAAAGGAGAGACGAGAUCCGCGAUUUCAAACGAACAUACAACGAAAGCUCAGAUCACGCAGCACUUCAUAAGAUACAGACUGAAUUCGAAAUAACUACGGACAGGAUGGGCAAAGAUUACAGCCAGCAGUGGUGUGAAAGGCGACAUCUCAGGGGAGAUAGACUGAAUUACAUCAAAAAAUUAUCCAAUCAUCAUUUAGAGCAAUUAAUAAGAUCGUCGUAUAUAGAAUCUAAUCCCGACACUGACGAGUUGAGCCGGUUCUCAGAGUUGGACGAACUCACGGCGGCCAUCUUGUUGGCCGGAUCCAACACUUUGCUGAUCAGCAAGAGACACGUGAAAACCAAAGGAAAAUUGGCCACUACUGUUAAUAUGUUCACGUCUAAAGGCGAUCGAGCACAUAUCGGUAGCGAAAGCGUCAACCACGCUAUAUCGAAGCGAUCAAACAAGACCCAUUUAUUAGCUUACUACGGUGGACAACAUUCCCAUGAACGGAGGGCUUUGGUCGUAUAUAAAACGUCUUUAAUAUCACCACAUACUGCGUUAUUGUUUUGUAAAGGAGACAUAAAAGUGGAGGAAAUGGAUGAUGGUGAAAGCAGUAUGACCAAGCUUGUAUUACCGAAACACAGAUUAGAAGUUUAUGUUCCCUCCAGUCAAGCAAACUCAAUUUUGCGAGCCAGAGAGAUGCUAUGGAGUACAUUCCAGUAUUACAUUGACAGAGAUCUCAAAUGCAUUGCUUACGAUGACCACACGACUGUAUCCAGAUUCACAGCAAAACUAAUGAAGGCAGUAACUAAAAUACUUACAGAAGCUCACAAGGAACACGUGAUGGUAGACAGCAAGAAAUAUAUUGCUGAUGAAAAAUAAAAUGAGAAAUAUACUGGGCAUU
Molecule: messenger RNA, 3469 nt
Organism: Chilo suppressalis (striped riceborer)
Lineage: Eukaryota; Metazoa; Arthropoda; Insecta; Lepidoptera; Crambidae
Source: the annotation of a GenBank genome assembly